This is a messenger RNA of Hibiscus syriacus, 560 nucleotides long. RefSeq names its product 39S ribosomal protein L41-A, mitochondrial-like. Gene Ontology annotation, cellular component: mitochondrial large ribosomal subunit. Gene Ontology annotation, molecular function: structural constituent of ribosome. Lineage: Eukaryota; Viridiplantae; Streptophyta; Magnoliopsida; Malvales; Malvaceae. The record is from RefSeq and is a predicted model, not a curated record. The transcript has 4 exons. The annotation marks the transcript as partial. Gene Ontology annotation, biological process: translation.
ACCCUUCCUCAUUUACGCCCCUUCGAUCUGCCAAAUCCUAAAACCGGGAUAGGAAGGGCGUUUCGAAGGAAGCGUACCUCAUCGCUCGAUAUUCUCUCAUCGAAACGAGCCCCCAGAGAUUACUACAAGGGGAAGAAUUGCAAGUCUACUGGUUUCCACACUCGCAAAGGUGGAUAUGUUGUGAUGCAGGAGAAGUUGCCAAACUAUGUUGUUCCUGAUUUGACUGACUUCAAGCUCAAACCUUAUGUAUCACAGUGCCCCAGAGAUGUCAAAAUGGCGGAGGCUGCUGAAUCAGCUAAUUUAUAAGAUGAAGGAUUGUAUGAUCUUCUUGCUUUCAUCAUCUAAUUGCUAUCUGGUUGAACAAAAUAGAACGUGUUCUUGUGGUGUCCAAUAACUGGCUCGGCCUAUUGUCAAUUCUUCAUUUCUAUGCCAGUUUCUAAGCAAUUAACCAUUGUAAUGCCUGCAAAUAUUGAGAUAAGAUCAGGUUGCUUAAGAGAACAUCAUUAGCUUACUAUUUGUUUGUAGCUAGCUACAAUAUUAUCUCAACCCCGACCAACUUU